Messenger RNA from Anoplopoma fimbria (sablefish), 1922 nucleotides. RefSeq names its product cathepsin Z (gene ctsz). Gene Ontology annotation, cellular component: lysosome. The record is from RefSeq and is a predicted model, not a curated record. Bases 104 to 1009 code for a protein of 301 amino acids. Gene Ontology annotation, molecular function: cysteine-type endopeptidase activity. NCBI's taxonomy places the organism in Eukaryota, Metazoa, Chordata, Actinopteri, Perciformes, Anoplopomatidae. The transcript is spliced from 6 exons.
CUGCACCGGUAGUCUUGCCUGUAGAGUCCACACAGCACACAUCUCCUCUUCCUCUUACCGGCUCCUGGUCUGUGAUCUACCGGCAGCCUGCUCGGUGUCACAGAUGUCUCCAGCCGGGUUAGUGGUGCUGUUUUCGGCCGUGCUGUCCGGUGUGAGCGCCGGAGUGUUCUUCAGCCAGAAGCAGCCAUGCUACGUCCCCUCCCCGGGGAGAAGCUCCGGACGGCAGACCAGUCCUCGCCCUCAUGAGUAUUUAAACAUUUCUGAUUUGCCCAAAUCAUGGGACUGGAGGAACAUCAAUGGCACCAACUUUGUGAGCACAACCCGCAACCAGCACAUUCCCCAGUACUGUGGCUCCUGCUGGGCCCAUGGCAGCACGAGUGCUAUGGCAGAUCGCAUCAACAUUAAGAGGAAAGGAGCGUGGCCUUCUGCAUAUCUCUCUGUCCAGAAUGUGAUUGACUGUGGUGACGCAGGCAGUUGCCAUGGAGGAGAUCACAGCGGAGUCUGGGAGUAUGCAAGCAACCACGGCAUCCCAGAUGAGACCUGCAACAACUACCAGGCUAAAGACCAGAAAUGCAAACCCUUCAAUGAAUGUGGCACCUGCACCACCUUUGGAGUGUGCAAUAUUGUGAAGAACUACACCCUGUGGAAAGUGGCAGAUUUUGGAGCUGUCAGCGGUAGGGAGAAGAUGAUGGCAGAGAUCUACGCUAGAGGACCAAUCAGCUGUGGGAUCAUGGCCACAGACAAACUGGACGCCUACACUGGAGGUCUCUACUCUGAAUAUCAGGAGGAACCUUUCAUCAAUCAUAUCGUGUCAGUGGCAGGAUGGGGAGUGGAGGAAGGCGUUGAAUACUGGAUUGUACGCAAUUCAUGGGGAGAGCCAUGGGGUGAGAAGGGUUGGCUCAGGAUCGUGACCAGUGCCUACAAGGGAGGAAGCGGAAGCACAUACAACCUGGCGUUGGAGGAGGACUGCAUGUACGGAGACCCAGUUGUCCCCAAGGCCUACCUGUAGAGGAAAGCAGCACCCAGUGUCAGAGGCUGUCACUGCACACUCUCACGUCUUCCCGUCUCCGGCAGAGAGAGACUUUCUAUUUGUAAAAUAAUGAAAAGGGAAUAAAUUCAGAUUUCCCUCAGAGAUCUAUUUUUUACACUUGUAAUUAAAGGGUCAAAUUGGACCUACUUGAAUCGAUGCAAAUCUUAAUAGAUUUUUUUUCCCAAGAGGACAUUUUUCUAGAUUACAUUUUUCAAUGCAAACUGACUCAGCCAAAGAACAGUUUAUAAUUUGUCCUACACUGCUGCGACACUGAAUGUGUGGUGGUAUAGUAAUGACAAUAUCGCACCACACCGUGUUAGAAAGAUUGACUUUAAAGUGUGCCUUACAUGCACUGGCAGGUGAAUACAACUGUUAUUUCCUUUUUGUGUUCACAAUUAUCUACACAAUAGAAAUUCAGGAAAGACUGCAAUCUUUGUUUUGUUCUUUUAAAUUGUGCCAAUAAACACAACACUUAAAGGUGAUACUCCACAGAAAACCUGUCCUUUGAGUAUGAAUCAGUCCGUCAGUAGGCCGGAAACAUGCUGUAAAAAGCUUCCUAUGGUGACAUCAUUAUAUAGUUUACUGCAUGUGCCCAGUACUUAUGUGCCAUUUGUAUUUGCUGCAAAAAUUCAACGAACUAGCUCUGUGCAGUGCAGGAAAUCACGUGAUGUUGCUUUGCAUAUUCUGUUGCUUUUAGAUCUUUAUCAAUAUUCGUUGACGUCAGAUACGAGAGAUUGCACUCUCAGGUUUCAUCUGUCUCCACGUGUGAAGAGUUGAUCCACAAUGGGGAACUAGUUUUACUGCUGCACUUCUGACCUGUUGCAUGUUUUUACAAACUUUGAUAGUCAUGUCUAUUUGCAGGACAGCUCUAUCAUUUUUACUCUAAGUAACA